CUAACCACAAAGCCGCAACCAUGAAGCCCGUCCUAGUUUGUACCAUUGUGAUCUUCAACAUCGUGCUAUCAGUUUCGAGUGCAGAAGUCUACAGCAUUGCCAACCAAAAAGGGGACUACGUUCGAAAAGAAGCAAUCAAGGCAGAUCUGCCCGGAGUUGAAAGUGUAAAAGUAUUAAAGCCCGGUUUUCCGACAACGGGGUCCAAUUCUCAAAACAAGGAAAUCGGUAACAUCAACACGAUAAUCAAAAUGCCUAUGAUAUCGAAGACUGUUCUACAACCAGGGGGCAAUAUGGGAGCGCGAAAUUCCUCCGGAACAAUCAAGGGCAUUAUUGGGCGGCUCACCAAACCAUUACAAUGCUUCGGAUCACAGCCAGCAGUGCCACUUGUGGACGCAACUGGGCCACUAGAGGGUGAUGGGGAUUCAAAAUUUAUUAAACUACCAAUGAGACCUGUAGUAAUUUCUGACGCACCUAAGCCGAGCAAUUGAAGUGUAGAAUUAUAGAAAAAAGUAAAUAAACGGAUAAUGGAGAGAUUUCUGUGGAGACUA
Molecule: messenger RNA, 548 nt
Organism: Aedes aegypti (yellow fever mosquito)
Lineage: Eukaryota; Metazoa; Arthropoda; Insecta; Diptera; Culicidae
Exons: 2
Coding region: 21-488 (155 amino acids)
Source: RefSeq, a predicted model, not a curated record